This is a messenger RNA of Capsicum annuum, 1154 nucleotides long. RefSeq lists its product as uncharacterized. Bases 732 to 1097 code for a protein of 121 amino acids. The transcript is spliced from 5 exons. The record is from RefSeq and is a predicted model, not a curated record. Lineage: Eukaryota; Viridiplantae; Streptophyta; Magnoliopsida; Solanales; Solanaceae.
ACAUUAAUUUCUUUUCUCUUGUUGCUUCACUAAGUUUCGGUUAGUUCAGCUAUGACCCGAACCAACACUGCUUCUGUUUAUUGCAAUGAAUUAUGAUGGUUGUAGUGCGUAUAAAGUUUGACAUCUGGCAGUUCUUACCAACAAGAAAAGUUAUGGAGAAAGCCCAGAAGCUUAGAAGUACUCUAACUAAAGAGAUGCUUUCCGGCUCGACGUCUACUAAUAUACUUGCCAUGACAUUUAGACAAGUGACUCUGCAACAUCUUUGGAACUUUGAACUAGUACUUUUUAUACCAGGAGCAGAAAGAAAUAUGGAUGAUCUUGAAACACCGAGAGAGCAGGUACCUCCAUCUUUUGCUAUCAACUCAUCAGAUGAACAUUUAUUUGAUGAAACUCCUGGAGGAGUAGCAAAGAAGAUUUUCCCUUGGUUUCACAUGCAUAAAAGCAUUGUGUCAAAAGAUUCUUCUGUUACACUAUAAAACUUAAUGGAAUGUGAGAUAGUUGCAAAUGCCAAUGUUUUGCUCCAGAAAUUUUCUUCAGAAAGGGCGAAUUACCGACCAAGGGAAGGAAGAUGGAUGCACAAUUUGUUAACUUCAACUGCAUAUUCCAAACUGAAACACACUGGAGGCCCUGAAUUUAUUGCUUAGUGAUUGGAAGAUUACAUACUGUGUCUCCAUCGUUAGGAGAAUCAAGGAAUUUUAUCGUUGGCCUGGAGAUAUAGUGGGGUGCUUCUGAUGUAUCUGAAGCAUGCGAUGGAUUCCAAAGAUUCAGAUCUUAAUUCCAGCUCCAUGCCAUCAGAAGGAACUGAAGAUGAGAUGAAAGCAGCUGCACAAGAUAUUGCCAGUUAUCAGGUUAUUUUAUCUCGGGAGGGUAAAAUUGUUGAAUUCCAGCCUACAAGUCGCGUCGCUGAAUAUCAAUGGGCAGCAAACCCUUUAGUGAAAGAGCUCUAUGAAAAAAAAAUUUUUGUUCCUGGCUUGAUAGAACGAGGUCUCAAGAUGAUUACCCGCCCCAAUGAUGAUGUUGUACUGGAAUUAUUGUUGUCAUCAAAUCCCCAAAGUUCAUUUGCUUUUGUAAGACUAGUUACUGAAAAUAGUAGAUGAACAUUUUUGGACCGUGACAUUCAAUAUUUGUACAAUAGUUACAGUGCUGGGUGAGAU